Messenger RNA from Papaver somniferum (opium poppy), 1182 nucleotides. RefSeq names its product protein SAWADEE HOMEODOMAIN HOMOLOG 2-like. Gene Ontology annotation, molecular function: chromatin binding; DNA binding. The transcript has 9 exons. Bases 122 to 931 code for a protein of 269 amino acids. Lineage: Eukaryota; Viridiplantae; Streptophyta; Magnoliopsida; Ranunculales; Papaveraceae. The record is from RefSeq and is a predicted model, not a curated record.
GUAAAAAGGGUCUUUUACUCUUCUGGGGGCGACAACUGCGAUCUCUGUUUGAAUCAAAUCAAAUCAAAUCAAAUCAAAUAAUUUCAAGAGGGAAAUCUCGACAAAGCGGAAACCAAAAUCAAUGGGAAGACCUCCAAACGUCGGACCUGGCCCGUCCUUCCGAUUUACAGCCAAUGAGGUAGCGGAGAUGGAGGCUUGUUUACAAAAAGCUAAUUUUGUAGUACCAAGCAUGGAAGUUAUUUGCUCUAUUGCCGAGAAGUUUUGUGCAUCAGCAGAGCGAUCAGGAAAGAUGAUUGUGCAGGAGAAGCAGGUGCUGAAUUGGUUCCAAAAUAGGAGACAUGCACAAAAAACAAAAACAAUGAAGCCUCCUGAAAACUUGAGCGUGAACCCCAAGUCCCAGGUGCCUCAUAUGAUGCCUGUUCCUUCAGGAAGAAGUGCUUCAGAUAGUAAUGUUUUAAUGGAGUUUGAAGGCAGAUCAUCUAGGGAUGGUGCAUGGUAUGAUGUGGCAGCGUUUAUCUCUCAUAGGAUGUUUGAAACAGGUGAUCCGGAAGUUCGAGUACGAUUUGCAGGAUUUGGGGGAGAAGAUGAUGAGUGGAUUAAUGUACUCAAGCAUGUGAGACAGCGAUCUCUCCCAUGUGAUGCAUCGGAAUGUGUUGCAGUGCUUGCUGGAGAUCUGAUACUUUGCUUUCAGGAAGGUAAAGAUCAGGCUCUCUACUAUGAUGCACAUGUUCUUGAUGCGCAAAGACGUAGACAUGAUGCACGAGGAUGUCGAUGUAGGUUUCUUGUGCGUUAUGAUCAUGAUCAGGCUGAGGAGAUUGUUCCAUUGAGGAAGGUGUGCCGCCGACCAGAAACUAAUUACAGAUUGAGAUUACUCCGUAGCUCAAGGGAUGUGGGAGUGAACCCAAAGAGGGAAGUUGGGGAGACAAACUGAAUUGGCCACCGCUAGUGUAACAUGGUUAUGGUGAGAAUUGUAAAAUGGGGGUAGAAAAAUGUAUAAAGAUGUGAUUAUCUGGUUAAAUUAUUGUUAGGUAGAAUAAUCUUUUCAGGACAAGUUAUACUGCAUUGAAAUGGUGUUAUUGACCAAAAUGGUUGUAUAUUUGAUGGUCUGACAUGUAGCCAAACUGGCUAUGCUGGUCUAGGUCAGCAUUUAGAGUUCACUGGACCCUUUAUUUUUGAACCGUA